AUGGCGUCUGAGAAGCCCAAGCUGGAGGCGCUCGAAGAAGAAUAUGCAAAGAUCAACAAACUCCCUAGACUCACGAAAGCGGUGGAGCAUGUCGACAAGAUCAUCGAGUUGCUCAGUGCUGCUCGUGAGCAGGUAGCUUCAGCUCCCGAAUCCCAUACAGCCAUCACCAUCACAAAACUUCAGAAUCCCGUGAAGAGCGCAUUCGAGGCAGUAAACGAUGGGCUUAAAGGGGCAGCUGCCGCCAAUAAGAAGAUGGGAAAGGCUCUGGAUAAGUCCUUUCCUCUGAAGCCUCUCCCAACAGACCACGAUGCCAUGGCAGACCACGUGUCUCUGAUAAACAGGGCAAUCGCCAUGCACUUGCUUAGAGAAGGCCAGUUUAAAGUGGCGUCGACAUUCAUCGAUGAGGUUCAGUCAACGACGAAGCGAGAGAAUCCGGAAUAUUUAGACGAGCGUAUGGACGACGGCAACUACGACGAAGCUGCGUCGACAACGUCGAGCGAGGCCUACGACCUUUCAUCCCUCCACUCACAAGAGCUUCAAGAGAGCUUUGCAGGGAUGUACUACAUUUUACAAGAGCUAAAAGCUAGGAACCUGAUGCCUGCUAUUACGUGGGCGAGGAAAAACUCGGUCGAGCUGGAGGCACGAGGGAGCAAUCUUGAGUUUGAACUAAGCAGGCUGCAGUUUGUUUGGCUGUUCAAAGGACCUUCCGUCAACGGACUACCCGAUGACGAGAACAAUGGCCAGCGGGGUGCUCUCCAGUAUGCUCGGUCAAACUUUGGCCGUUUCCAAGCACGCCAUCUCAACGAGAUCAACCAGCUGGCAUGCUCCAUGGCAUUUGCGCCCAACAUCGCCGAGUCCCCGUACAGACAACUGUUUGCGAUUGAUACUGCCUUCAGUGAUGUUGCUUCCUCAUUUACCCGCGAGUUCUGCAGUCUGUUGGGCCUCUCGGCCGAGUCGCCACUCUACCUAGCCGCCACCGCAGGCGCGUUGGCUCUCCCACAGCUGAUGAAGUACACGCAAAAGACUCUCGCCAAGGGUACAGAAUGGACAACCUCCAACGAGAUGGCCUUUGAGACACCGCUUCCCGAGAGUAUGCUCUACCACAGUAUUUUUGUCUGUCCAGUCUCGAAGGAACAAACGACAGACGCCAACCCACCCAUGAUGAUACCCUGCGGACACGUUUUGGCCAAGGAGACGCUUCAGAAGCUGUGUAAGGGGGCCAGGUUCAAGUGUCCAUACUGUCCGUCGGAAGGUAUACUGAAGGACGCGCGGCAAAUCAUUCUCUAG
Messenger RNA from Podospora anserina S mat+, 1287 nucleotides. RefSeq lists its product as uncharacterized. Gene Ontology annotation, cellular component: GID complex; nucleus; cytoplasm. Lineage: Eukaryota; Fungi; Ascomycota; Sordariomycetes; Sordariales; Podosporaceae. The transcript has 2 exons. The record is from RefSeq and is a predicted model, not a curated record. Gene Ontology annotation, molecular function: ubiquitin protein ligase activity; protein binding. Bases 1 to 1287 code for a protein of 428 amino acids. Gene Ontology annotation, biological process: proteasome-mediated ubiquitin-dependent protein catabolic process.